CGACGUUGGCUUCCAGAGAAAGAAGGGCGGGAUUGAGCGGCAUCCUCGGUGGAAAUACUGGAUUAUAGUGUUAGUUUCACCACGGUUAAAACUUUAAUUGACACGGGCAGAAAAAAAAAUUAAAUAUCUUAGGAAAUACAACUCGCUGCUAGAUAACAGACAGGUUGGCGGAAGGGGCUGUUUUUGGCCGAUUCACGGAGUAACGUCCGGGGUGAUGAGGCCAUGAAGGAGGUCAGGGGGCACGAGAGCCAAGACCGCAGGGGCAGUUGACGUUACAGCAGAGUUGGAGGAGGUGACUCACGGAGCACAGGAGCUAAACUGUUAGCAUUAUCUUAAAAGGUCAUGAUUAAUGUGUGAUUAAAACUAGUGUACCUGUUUUGGAGGCGGAAGUUAACCAGCUGAAUGUGGCUAUGGAAGUGCAGAACCAAUCCGCGUUCACAUCCUCCCAGAACAGCAGCUGCUCCUCCCCCCCUGAUGUGUUAACUCCAGAAAACCACGAUGACAGCCUGAUCCACAACACCCCCCUCCUCGGCACUGUGAUCCCCAAUCGUAUUUUUGUCGGGGGAAUUGACUACAAGGUUAAUGAGAGCGACCUGCGACAUGUCUUCUCUCAACACGGUGCGGUAAAAGAGGUGAAGAUUGUGAUAGAUCGCGCAGGAAUGUCAAAGGGAUAUGGGUUUGUUACAUUUGAGACUCAAGAUGAUGCUCUGAAAAUUCUUCAUAAUGCUAAUGGAAUCUGUUUCAAAGACAAGAAGCUCAGCAUUGGUCAGGCCGUCCGCAAGCAGCAAGCUUCAGUACAAACUAAGAGCACCCCUGUGGCCUUCCCUGACUCUGCCAUGCCUGUGCCGAUGUCCUGUGGGACAGUGUACUUGACUACGUCCACAGGCAAUCCCUACACCUACCACAACGGAGUGGCCUACUUCCACUGCCCCAACAUGAACCCUCCUGGCCGCCAUUGGCCUUCUCCUCCAGUGAUGCUUUCUCAGUCCCAUCAGCCCGUCUACCAGCAACCAGCCCAUCACCACUACCAGUGUGUCCCAAACCAGUAUCAGUGGAGUGUCGUCAAGUCACCAGUGCCCUCCAGUCCAGUCAUGUAUUCCCAGCAGUUUGAAUAUCUGUACCAGCCCGCUCAUGGAGGCUCUGUCCAGCCUUCUCUGCCUGUCAUGGAGGACACAACACCAGAGAAUCCGAUGUUUCCACACUCGCAGGUCCAUCUGAAGCCUAAGUACCGCCAAUACAUCCACCACAAGGACUAUCACUACCUGCCAGAGACUAUGGAGCCACCAGACGCCUCCAUGCUUCACCCUUCCCAUCCUCUCAUGUAGGCUAAACCCAGAGGCAGUUUCUCAGGGGGGAAAUCCCACACAGCACCACAACCUCUCAUUUCAGUUUAGUCACUUCCUCUACCUUCUCCAUGGAUUUAACAUUUAAUCUAUCAACUGUUCGACUUGUGCCUUACAACAUAGUGCAGUAUGUUUGAUGCGAUUUCAUAGCCCCACCAACUGGGCACAACAAAGGAAAGCUCUCACCUUGUAGGACUUACUAGACUUGCAGCACUCAGAUCUGUUUCUGUUUCUAUGUUGUAAUACAGUUUGAUGAUAUAAGUUUACUCUACCUUACAGUGGCUUACAUUGCGUACCGUACAUUGCAGUAGUCAAAGUGGAUAAUUAACACACAAUCUUAGUGAUAAUACAUGAGUUUUCAGUAAAUCAAAACUUUACUAUAGUAGUUGUGAUUACAUUACAACAAACGUCUUGAAAUGUGAAAAUACAGAUUUACAGGUUGCGUAUUAUUGAAACACAAGUUCUUUAUAUUCAGAUUUAAUGAUGGCUACAGCGCCUCAUCUCAGACCUGUCUCGUCGUUAUUGAGGGAUCUUUAUCCUUUUCACAAAAAAGUUGAAUUUAAAAAGCUGAAAUUAACAUUUAUAUUUGAUAAAAAUCAAUUUAGUUUAAAAAUCCUACAAAUGCACAAUAUUAAAAACAAAGUUAAUUCAAACAAUUACAUUUAUAAACCUGAUUAUAAAACAGAAAGUAAAACUUCUUCAGUACUUCAGUAGUAGCUCAGAUCUAUUGUCUUUCCAAUUUGGCUUGAACAUAACGAGAACCCAUUACUUUUAAAUAUUUUGCCUAAUUCGUAGCAUUGUUACUAGCAGAAAUCUGCUAGCUACAUGGUGCUUACAAGAUGUAGCUGAGAAUAUAAGAUCUUUUUUCUCACCAUCUCAACUCUCUCUCUUGUACAAUGACACAAUGCUGCACAUCUUCUUUGGAUCGGUGUUCACAUUAGUUUAAAAGGAUAUGAAAAAUGCAACACUAUAGUUGUUUCAGCCUCACAGCUGUUCAGUCAAUCCUAACAUUAUUACUAACAGUAAGAUGAUCUGAAUGUGCCACUGCAUCUUAUCUUGUAACCUCUGCUUGGCUGUAUCAGUGUCAAGAUCUUUCGGGACCCUCUGAUUCACUGUCACGGUCAUCACUGGAAAAAAUAUUAUUUGCUACAAUUUUUCAGUGUGAUGAUGUGAAGAAAUUUGCAUGCAGUAUGGUUACCUGACUGUUGCCUGUACUGACGUAACAGCAACAUGACAAUUUAGUAUAUUCUUUAAAAAGCAGGCUGAUUGUUAGGUGUAUUUGCAUAUUUAGCAGUUUGAACAGCACAAUGCAUCUAUGAAAGUGUACUGGUUUCUUAGCAAUUUUGUAUUUCAGGAAUCAUACUUUUAUAUUUCUCAAUAUAUAAGGAGGCUGGCGUAAAAACAAACUAUGUACAGAUUUGAGCAAUAAUAAAUCUGGGAGUUUUAAGCACACAGGGACAGAUUUGUAAUCACAGAUGAUGGUGUGAGUGUGCCUUAAGAGCUGCUGUGUCUCUUUAUUUGAGGUACUUGUAGGGCUUCACUUGCUCCCUGCUUUCAAAGCUGCUCACCCAGAUUUGACAGUAUUUUUAGUACGUGAAAUCCACUAGAUUUGCCCUUCAAGUGAGCUGUCACAUGUUAAACUGUGCUUUCUAAGUAACAUCAGGUGACAUCCCAUUUUGUUCCCAUUGGCUAUUUUAUUUUAACAUUGUAGAAAGAGAUUUAAGCCUGUUGAAACCUGUUAGCCUUAAAUUAUUUCAUGUGCUCAGAAUAUCAGAAAAAGACCAUUUGCUGGGCUGUUUACAAAUACUAAACAAGCCUGCAUAUGAAUAUAAAUGAUAUUCAAUUUAAAUGAUAAUUCCUUAUAUAAUAACAUUUUUCCUUAGAUAUUUUAUUGCACAACAACUCAAUCCUAACUCUUUAAUAUCCCUGUCAUAUUUGUUCAGUUUGAACUAUUUGUGCUUAUAAUUCAGGUAAAAUGUAGCCAGUGUCAUUUCACAACAGUGUUGUUUGUCUUAUUUUAUUUUAAACUCAAUAUAUUUUUUCAAACUUUUUUCUGUGAUUAAAAGCAGAAGGCAAAUUAUAUAACAAAAAAAACCUAAUGUAAAAUAUGUUUGUGAAUUGUUUACAUUCUCACUUGUUGUAUAUUUUUAGUUCAGAGUGUUCUUGGUUCUCGAAUGGAAAUAAAUGUUUCCUAUGGUGUA
Molecule: messenger RNA, 3544 nt
Organism: Micropterus dolomieu (smallmouth bass)
Lineage: Eukaryota; Metazoa; Chordata; Actinopteri; Centrarchiformes; Centrarchidae
Product: protein boule-like
Exons: 10
Coding region: 411-1325 (304 amino acids)
Molecular function (GO): RNA binding
Source: RefSeq, a predicted model, not a curated record